Molecule: messenger RNA, 713 nt
Organism: Mus caroli (Ryukyu mouse)
Lineage: Eukaryota; Metazoa; Chordata; Mammalia; Rodentia; Muridae
Product: protein FAM24B
Source: RefSeq, a predicted model, not a curated record
GUUGAUGUCACACAGCAUGUGCCUCAGACUAGGGGAGACAUAAGAGCUAACAAUGGCUAUCCAUACCAGCAGGCCGCCCUUCUGAAAGUAAGCUCUUCGAACUUAGACCUCACUCUCAUACCCAGAAAGCCUCCUGACAUCUCUUUCCUACUCUCAUGCCAUGUGUUUUUAUUUUUUAUAACCUACUGAGUCCAGUAUGUAUAAGCCUUUUGACCUCCGGACAAUAAUCACGAUCAUCAUUGGUUGCGGGAUCCUGACAGCCAUGUUUCUACUGAUAGGACUUGUGCUCUGUCUUUACUCCAAAAUAUCCAAGGCUCUGAAGUCCCCUGGAACCACAAAGGAGGCAGAUGAUGAAUGCUAUAUUGAUCCAUGCAAGGACCCCCAGGAGAGCAUCAUCCUGGCCAACAGCAUCCCUGCUGAGGCUUGUCAUUCCUACCAGGCCAACACCAUUGCUGUUGCGAGUUGCGGUCCUCUCCAGUGUUGUAAUGUAUGUGGUGUCUAUGCAGAUGUUAACUCCCUGCCACCCUGCCUUUGUAGCAUAAGGGAAGGACUCUGACAUGGCACCUACGGAUAAAAGGAAAUCUUCAUGAUCAGUAUUUCAAUUUCUUAUUAGAAUAUUUUCUUACUCAAGCCAAUUUCUAUAGUGUUUAUGUUGUGUACUAUCUAACAUGGUGUUUAUGUACUUUUGUAUAAAUGUACAAUAAUGAAAACAA